Molecule: messenger RNA, 5691 nt
Organism: Labrus mixtus (cuckoo wrasse)
Lineage: Eukaryota; Metazoa; Chordata; Actinopteri; Labriformes; Labridae
Product: apoptosis-stimulating of p53 protein 2-like
Exons: 18
Coding region: 127-3378 (1083 amino acids)
Biological process (GO): signal transduction; regulation of apoptotic process
Cellular component (GO): nucleus
Molecular function (GO): p53 binding
Source: RefSeq, a predicted model, not a curated record
AGGAGCCGAGGAGUCAGGAUGAUGUGAUGAGGACGCAGAGGAGGAGACAGGAGGAGGACAGGUAGCAGCGCGGCACGAGGACCCUGCAGUGUGUGUGUGUGUGAGACAGAGAGGAGGACUGCCAACAUGAUGCCGAUGUUCCUCACCGUGUACCUGAGCAACAACGACCAGCACUUCAACGAGGUUCCCAUCACGCCGGAGACGCUGUGCCGGGAUGUGGUCGAUCUCUGCAAGGAGCCCGGAGAGGCCGACUGCUACCUGGCCGAGAUGUGGAGAGGCUCAGAGCGCGUUGUGGGAGAAGGAGAGCGGAUGUUUGAGGCGUUGCAGCGAUGGGGGCAACAGAGGGGGGAGGUUCGUUACCUCCUGCGUCACCAGAGAGCUCCAGGGCGGGAUGCAGGUGGAUCCAGAGUUGCAGACCCGAUGAUGAAGAGGAACCAGGUGAAAGCUUCUGUGGAGAGAUGUCUGGAGAACGGGGUGUCAGCUCCUCGUCUUGACCUGACGCUGAGCGACCUGCAGGAUCUGGCGACCCGACAGCAGCAGCAGAUCAACGCCCAGCAGCAGCUCCUGGCCUCCAAGGAGCAGCGGCUGCGGUACCUGAAGCUGCAGGAUCAGCAUCAGCAGCAGCAGGAGGUUUCUGAACAGGAGCGACUGCAGCAGCUCAGAGAGAAUGCACAAAACCAGGAGGCCAAACUGCGACGGGUCCGGGGACUCAGGGGCCAGGUGGAGCAGAAACGCCUCAGCAACAGCAAACUAGUGGAGGAGAUCGAGCAGAUGACCGGUCUGUUCCAGCAGAAGCAGAGGGAGCUGCUGGUCGCCGUGUCCAGGGUGGAGGAGCUGAGCGACCAGCUGGAGGCGCUGAGGAGCAACAGAUUCGAGCCUCCUUUUCCUCCUUCCUAUCACAACAACACCUCCUCCACUGCUGAGCUGGAGCGCCUUUAUAAAGAGCUGCAGUUGAGGAACAAGCUGAACCACGAUCAGAGCGGCCGGCUGCAGCAGCAGAGAGACAGUCUGAACAAGAGGAACCUGGAGGUGGCUUCGAUGGACCGACGGCUGGUCGAGCUCAGACAGCGGCUCUGGAAGAAGAAGGCCGCCCUGCAGCAGAAGGAGAACCUGCCGGUGACUUCAGACGGCGUUGCACCUCAGCACUGCGGGGGCUCCAGAGUGGCAGCGGUGGGUCCGUACAUCCAGUCGUCCUCCACUACAGGCUCCCAGGGGCCUCCAGUGCAGGCCCGACAGGAGGCUCUGGUGAAGCCAGCGUACCCUGACGGCACCGCCACCCUCCCCAUGCCAGACUCGUCCCUGAAGCCGCCUCCCAGACCAGUAAAACCAGCUGCAGGUUUUGCCACAACAAAAAUCAGCAAACUCUCUGACUGGACCGGCUCAUUUUCUGAAUCCAGUGGAGGGUACAGCCAUGCGUCUACGCUGCCUCGGAUGUCCAGUCACAGCUCCGGUGGUAAAAUCAUCUCUGAUCAGAAGGGUCUCUCUGUGUCCGACAUCCCGCCCCCUGUUCCCUCAAGGACCAAUCACAGCGCUGAGAACCUGCUUAGAGACAAUCAGGCUGCAGGGAAAGGUCUUUCAAAGAUGGCGGCUCCACCUCCACUUCCAUCUAAGCCCAAACCGUUCUCCACCUCUGGCCCUCCGACCCUCUCUAAGCCCGCCUACAGCACGGGGACCUUCCCGGGUAAGGCGCGGCCGGUCGGGGGUCACCACACCAGAGCUCCGGCGGGGGUUCUCUUCACCCACAGCAGCACCCUCCCUCUGCCCCACAAACAGGAGAGCCCACCGGCCGCCGCUGUACGCCCAUACACCCCUGAGCUCUCAGAGGCUCCGCCCCCUUUGCUGCAGAAGCCUCAGACUCUGGCGGCUUCGUCUAUCUACUCCAUGUACACGCAGCAGGCCACACCGGGGAAGGGCUACCAGCCGAGCGGGGGAACACUGCCCCGCAGCAGCACCAGAGUUUACGGGAAACCAAAGAAGCCGACCUUCUCUGCAGACAGCGUCACCUUGAUCUCAGGGUCCGCUGUCUCUGACGGAUGUGAGGCUGACAACAGUUGCCUUGGUAACAGCGAAGGUGUCACCCCAGAUACAUCAGAACGCUCCAACCCUCGACCGCUCAGCCCUACCAAGCUCCUCCCCUUCCUGUCCAACCCUCACAGGAACCCGAGCGACGCCGACCUGGAGGCCCUGCGGCGCCGGCUGCACCACGCCCCCCGGCCCCUGAAGAAACGCAGCUCCAUCACGGAGCCGGAGGGCCCGGGGGGGCCCAACAUCCAGAAGCUGCUCUAUCAGAAGACCACUCUGGCUGCCAUGGAAACCAUCCCCAUGGAGACGGUUGGUCCAGCGGGGGCAGUAACACAGCCUGGAGUUCAGGAGGAAUGGACGGGAGAUGCGGAUGUGAUGCCCGAGGUCGACAACUUCAACCAACCACUGGAUAGUAGCCCGGAGGACAACCUGACCCCGCCCCCUUUACCCCCCCGCUCACCCAUUCCUGACCCCGCCUCCUGCCGCCCCCUGCACCCCCCUGUGGGGGACAAGGAGGAGAAGGAGGUGUGUCCCCCCGCCCCCAGGGACUACUUCUCAGAAGAGUUCCCCCCGUACCCGCCCCCGCCUUACCCCACCAGUGUAGAGGGGGAGCAGGGGGACGAGGGGCUACACCUGCAGCCGCCAGAGGUCACAGGACAGGUCGCAAUGCCUCCGGGUAAGAAGUCGAUCCUUCGUAAAGCCGGCUCAGAGCGGAGCGACCGCAGCGUGAGGGUCAAGUUCAACCCUCUGGCCCUGCUGCUGGACUCGUCCCUGGAGGGCGAAUACGACCUCGUCCAGAGGGUCAUUUAUGAUGUGGAAGAUCCCAGCAUGCCAAACGACGAAGGAAUCACGGCGCUGCACAAUGCCGUCUGCGCUGGGCACACUGAGAUUGUAAAGUUUCUCGUUCAGUUUGGAGUCAAUGCAAACGCUGCCGACAGCGACGGCUGGACUCCCCUCCACUGCGCUGCAUCCUGUAACAAUGUUCAGGUCUGUAAGUUCCUGGUGGAGUCGGGAGCGGCCGUGUUCGCCACGACGCACAGCGACAUGCAGACGGCUGCCGACAAAUGUGAAGAGAUGGAGGAAGGCUACGCCCAGUGCUCCCAGUUCCUCUACGGUGUUCAGGAGAAGAUGGGCGUGAUGAACCGGGGCGUGGUCUACGCUUUGUGGGACUACGAGCCACAGAGUGAGGACGAGCUCGGCUUCAGCGAGGGCGACUGUAUGACGGUGUUGAGGCGUGAGGACGACGUGGAGACCGAGUGGUGGUGGGCCAGAUGUGGCGACCACGAGGGCUACAUCCCCCGCAACCUUCUCGGGCUGUAUCUAAGGAUCAAGCCGCGGCAGAGGAGCCUGGCUUAACGGACCGCUGACAAAUCCUUCCAAAGACCGGAAACGUUAUGAGAAGGAAUAAACCUCCGGACUCAAGAGAGACACCAAACACCAGCUGACGUUGUUCAGAAAGAGACAAGCGUUGGACAUUGGAGUUGUGAUUGGUUGUCAGACAUCGACACAGAGAAUGUCACAGUGAACUCUGGAGACAGGAGUUCAUCUGCAUCCUGUGGUGACAUGAACACAUUAUCCCUUCACCAAGUUCAUCUUCUGUCAUAUUGUCGAUUUUUUCCCCCCUUUUGUUCGCCUCCAGCCGAGAGGACCUAAGGCACAAUUUUGGAGAUGGGUUCAUCUCGGAAUAUUUCUCCUUUUUUACUGAACAGCUGACAGCACGACAAGAUCCACGGACUGCAAAUGAGAAGUCAAGCGUUGUUUGCUGACUGCUGUUUUCAUCCUCCAGUUUGGCUUUUUUGGGUUGUCCCUAUUUUGUUUUUCUUGUAGAAAGAAGAGACCAUAUUUUGUGAAGAUGGUGACACUGGAGAACACUAAGGCUGUGUCUGAAACCACGUACUACAGACUCAAAAUAUCUAUGCUCCAUACAAACCUGACCAUUAGCAACAUGCUAAAUUAUGGAUCACAUGACGUACUUCCAGUCUGAGCUACGUUCAGUGACCUAGCAUCAAGCUAGCGCGACCGUCAGCACGUAGUGUUCAACAACAAUAUGCAAAGUUUCAUUACUAAUUCAGCUACGCAGUCAUUUUAUUAUCGGAAACAUGUCAAAUGUAUUUCAGCACGGAAAUGUUAUUUUAAGCCGCUAGAUGGCUGGCGGGAAGCAGGAGCAAUUCGAGGUUAAGUGUCUUGCCCAUCGGACAUGUUGCUGCAGGAGCUGGGGAUCGAACCCCCUAAGCUUUCGGUUGAGAGUCGACGACUCUACCCACUGAACCACAGCUGCCCAUAGUAUGAAACUCUGCGGUUUCAGACACAGCCUAAGGGACUAGCAAACACUAAGUUAUAAGCUAACGCUACUGUUGCGAGAAUGUUGUUUACUGUAAUCUUAAUAAAAAACCUCCUAGAGGGUCUUUGAGUACAAACGAUCAUAACAAGACAUCUUUGAGGUGACAAAAUGUCAAUCGCAGGUGGCCCCGCCAUGACUCCUCCCCCUUCUUCCUGGUCUCUUUGACUCUAACAUUUGAUCAUAGACGUCUUUACGAUCAGGGUCGAUUUGUCUCAAGCUUUGGUGAAAGAGUUUCACGCUUGUAAUUUUGUUUUGCACUUCCCAGCCACCGUACUUCAGCCUGUUUCGCUGCUGCAGGCCGAAACAAUCUUUAUGAACGAACAAUUCAAAAUCUUUUUGUACCUUUAGUAAUUUAGACCCCAAAAAUGUGUCCAAAUAAGACCCAGGGAUAAAUGUACUGGAACACCCUCGAAGGACAGACAGAAUACUUUAGUUAUUUAAUUUAUUUGAAUUAAUUUUUGCGCCCUGUUAGGAUUUGAUUAAAUCCAGCUCGGGGGCUCAGACAUGCCAAGCGUCACCAUGGCUGCCAUCUUAUCAAAGUCACCUGAACACAAAGAAAGAGAGAAGCUCUUGUUUGAAUGAAAGUUUUGUUUUUGACGUUCUUCAGUUUUCUCAUAUCUCAACGUUAACUUACAGAUUCAUAAAAAGGUUCAGAUUUUCUUUCUGUCCAACGAUCAGAGAAUGUAAGGCCCCGUGUCCACCUGGCAUUUCGUCCUGGCAGAAAAGCGCUGGCUGUGCUCUCAGAGAAGAAAAGCGCUGCACGUCCGUCCUGUCUCCAUGACAACAGUCUGUUGACAACGGCCGCUGUGUGACCCACACUGCUCCGUUACUUUUUACUGCAUGUUUUAUAUUUGAGAUCGUUUAUUUCCCGAUCAGACACGGAGCGAGGAGGAUGUGAGUACAAGACACGAUCUGUAGGAGGCUAAAAUACGGGGAAUAUCAUACAUUUGGAAAAGAGCGCCGUGGAGCGCCUUUCUGAAAAGUUGGAAGAUUUUCAACUUGAGCUCUCGGAGCGACCGCACAAAAAAGGUGGCGUGCUCUGAAAAAAAGAUGCUAGGCGCUGCACUUUUUCUCCAGGCGUUCGCUUGCUCCUGCAAACGCUCUCUACUCACUGAAAGCGAUUGAAAAAAAAAACCGCUAGGUGGACACGGGGCCUUAGUACGUUUAUUUGUUCACUUCGGAGCUAGGCUAGCAGUUUCUAUCUGCUUCCAGUCUUUGUGCUAAGCUACGCUAAACACAGCCUUAUCUCUGUACACACACAAACAUGAAACAUCUUACUGACUUGAUGAAAAGUUGAUUUUUCAAAAUAAAGAAAUAAUUUCCUUCCA